AUGGAGACGGCCAAGAAAAAAACAGGCUUUUGGACACAGCACGUGGACUCACAGAGUGGGAGGACGUAUUAUUUUAAUAUGGCAAUGGGACGAAGUUACUGGAAGAUACCACCGGAAUUACAGGCUCAAACUAAAAAACCAGCGUUGGAUGUGUUACGUGAGUGGGACCCUGAAGCAGCAGAGCGAAAAUAUGGAGCUGUUAAUGAACAAACAGCUGGAGACGAUGACGAUGAGAUCCGUCGAAAGCGUGAGGAGGCAUUAGCCAAGUCUCGAAUGGAAGCUAUUGAGGCUCAGGUUACAGCAUCAACGAAACUUUCACUGGAGGAGAGAAUGACAUUAGCAGCACAUAAGAGAAAAGCAGUAGAAGUGCAGAACAGCAAUGGUGGUGGUACCCGACAACCUGCUUCUGAAGGUUCCAGUGAGUAUCUGGAAUUAGUGCGUCAACUGCAGCAGAACGAUGACAAUGAAGAAGGAACUGGUGGCAAGUGGCUUGUGAGGUAG
This is a messenger RNA of Peronospora belbahrii, 501 nucleotides long. The record is from the annotation of a GenBank genome assembly. NCBI's taxonomy places the organism in Eukaryota, Oomycota, Peronosporomycetes, Peronosporales, Peronosporaceae.